This is a messenger RNA of Athene cunicularia (burrowing owl), 1027 nucleotides long. RefSeq names its product potassium voltage-gated channel subfamily E regulatory subunit 4 (gene KCNE4). The record is from RefSeq and is a predicted model, not a curated record. Gene Ontology annotation, biological process: regulation of ventricular cardiac muscle cell membrane repolarization; regulation of heart rate by cardiac conduction; ventricular cardiac muscle cell action potential. Gene Ontology annotation, molecular function: voltage-gated potassium channel activity involved in ventricular cardiac muscle cell action potential repolarization; potassium channel regulator activity; transmembrane transporter binding. The transcript has 2 exons. Gene Ontology annotation, cellular component: membrane. Bases 280 to 771 code for a protein of 163 amino acids. Lineage: Eukaryota; Metazoa; Chordata; Aves; Strigiformes; Strigidae.
AAAAUCUGAAUUCCCAACUCUUUUUCUUUUCACAGCUGUUAAGAGUUCAGUGGGUUGAACUGCAAUCCUUCAAGUUCAUCUGUUGACUCCAACACAAAACUAUUAUAAACUGUGCCUCUAAAACACGUGAUGAAACAUUUCUUGAGAGCUAUUUAUUCCAACUGCAGCAGAGGAAAGUUUUCAGAACACCCGGCAUUUGGUAGAGGAAAGGUCUCUUGAGCUUUGCAAAAGGAGGAAUUAUUUGCAUACCAACGCUUUAGCUGUGGUAAAACACUUUCCAUGCUGAAGAUGGACCAUGCAAAUAUGACUCAAGCCAUGCUUGAUGCUGAAUCGCACAACACAGAGAAGAACAGCAGCAACGAAUAUUUUUACAUUCUGAUCGUCAUGUCUUUCUAUGGGAUCUUCCUGAUAGGGAUAAUGCUCGGCUACAUGAAAUCCAAAAGAAAAGAGAAAUCGUCCAAUUUGCUACUGCUCUACAAAGAUGAGGAGAGAGAAUGGGGAGAAGCUGUGAAGCCUCUACCAACCAUAUCGGGGCUGAAAUCUGUCCAGAUCCCCAUGAUGCUGAACAUGCUGCAGGAGAGCAUGGUGCCGUCCCUGUCCUGCGCCAUCUGCUCGAUGGAAGGCAGCAGUGUGAGCUCUGAAUCCUCCUCUCCAGAUGUGCACUUCACCAUCCAGGAGGAAGUGCUGGAUGCUGAACUGGGGGAAGUGUCAGAAACGCUCCUCAAUGAGAGCAGUGAGGGAUCUGCUGAAAACAUCCACAAGAACUCCUAGCACUUGCAGGGCUCCCUUGAUCAGCUGCCAAAGAGUGAGUGGAGCUCCCACUAAGAACUUGUGGUUCUGAUUUCCUGCCUUCCAAUGUACUCUGAACAGGUAUCUGUGCCCCUGGGCCCAACGUGUUCCUGAGAGCUGGCAGGACAGGGAAGCAGUGGUACCCAACUCCAAAGUGUAACUUGCACAUAAUUGGGAUGUUUAAUUUUAAUUUUUCCAUCAUUAUUUCUUACCAUGAGGAUAAGAGCAAGGAGAAUAU